AUGUUGAAAAUUUCAUUUGCUUUAGGAAUUUUUGUGGGAUUUUCUUUUUUCCAUAUGCUUGACUUGUUAUGUACCUUUUCACUUCACCACGUAAACUUCUUUAUUAUUAGGUCUGUUGUUCGUUGCCCAACCCAACGCUUCAAUCGUAAGGUCAGACUUGGCCGUGGAUUCACUCUUGAGGAGCUGAAGGCUGUAGGUAUCGGAAAGCGCGAAGCCAGAACUAUCGGCAUCGCUGUUGACUACAGAAGGACUAACAGGUCUCUUGAAGGGCUAAAGGUGAGCAAGUUAGAGUUUCAAUCGCUUUCUGCGUGA
Molecule: messenger RNA, 312 nt
Organism: Strongylus vulgaris
Lineage: Eukaryota; Metazoa; Nematoda; Chromadorea; Rhabditida; Strongylidae
Source: the annotation of a GenBank genome assembly